UCAAAUGGUGAAUAUAAUGAUGAAGUGGUCCUAUAUAGUGUAUCGGUAAUGGGCUGAUGGUGACCCAGCAUUCUCUUCUAAGCAUAUUUGGUCAUUUCCUCGGAUGAUGUUACAGACACUGAAAUUGAAAAAAUGGCGAUGAACAAGAUCUGAAUUAGAAAUUUGAAGACUAGCGUAAAACGCGUGAAGUAAGUAGGAAUAUUAUUAUUAUCCAUUUUUUAAUUAAUUAAAUUUUAUAAUUAUAAUUUUUAGUUUUACAAAAAUGGGAAUGCAUUAGAUCCUUGUUAUAGGAAGGCAGUAAGAUUGCAUAUACUACGAACCAAAGUCAACACCAUUUGAUGGUCGAUGUAAAAUAUUUUACAAUAUGUUUAAGGUUUGAUUACAAUUGUAGCAUCAAGAGUUUAUACUGGCAUGUGAAUUUAUAGAAAAAUGAUGUUCCUUUCCGUUUCCAAGUAUUUGCUAGAUACAAAAGAAUGAUCCUCUCGUAAGGUAAUAUAUAUGAACAUGUAUUCUUUAAGUAUUUUAAAAAAUAAUCGUAUAUUUGUUUAUUUUAUAGGAGUAUCCUUUGUACGAUUAUGCAUCGACAAAGUUGAAAAUAUAUUAUGGUUUUCACAUUUUGAAUUUUCGAUAAACAAAAUUUACAGUAUUUACUUCAAAGGGAACUAGUCGCUUGUGGCUUUGAGGAUUAGGUGUAGCUUAUUAUUAAUUAGUGGGUAGUUUAACCAAUUAUGGUUCUAUUGGCACGAAAAAGGUUUAGAAUUACGAGAUUGGUAUAAUGAGCGUCGGACUAGAUGGAAUUGAUGAAGCAUGAAAUUUACAAAUUUGAUCACUUUGUAAUAGACUUAUCAUAGAUCAAAUUAUUAUACGAUUAGACCAAAUCGUCAGAAAUAUCAAUUAUAUUAUUUUAUUGUGUGAAAAGAUUACAUCGGGAUAAUAAAUUUUUUACCGACUUGUAAAUAAUGAAUACAUCUGCAUCGUUAAGAUACAUAUGUUAAAAUAUAAUUAAAAUCUCAUAAUAAAU
This is a messenger RNA of Rhizophagus irregularis DAOM 181602=DAOM 197198, 1021 nucleotides long. The record is from RefSeq and is a predicted model, not a curated record. NCBI's taxonomy places the organism in Eukaryota, Fungi, Glomeromycota, Glomeromycetes, Glomerales, Glomeraceae.